UCCGCACCGCCGCCGCCCGCAGCACCAUGGCCAGCACCGUGUCCGCCUACAAGGAGAAGAUGAAGGAGCUGUCCGUGCUGUCGCUCAUCUGCUCCUGCUUCUACUCCCAGCCACACCCCAACACCAUCUACCAGUACGGUGACAUGGAGGUGAAACAACUGGACCAGCGGGCCUCUGGCCAGAGUUUUGAGGUCAUCCUUAAGUCCCCCUCCGACCUGUCUCCAGAGAGCCCCGUGCUCUCCUCCCCCCCCAAGAAGAAGGACGUCUCCCUGGAGGAGCUGCAGAAGCGGCUGGAGGCAGCUGAGGAGCGGAGGAAGUCGCAAGAGGCGCAGGUGCUGAAGCAGCUGGCGGAGCGGCGCGAGCACGAACGCGAGGUGCUGCACAAGGCGCUGGAGGACAACAACAACUUCAGCCGCCUGGCGGAAGCGAAGCUUAACUACAAGAUGGAGCUCAGCAAGGAGAUUCGCGAGGCGCACUUGGCGGCGCUGCGAGAGCGGCUGCGCGAGAAGGAGCUGCACGCCGCCGAGGUGCGCAGGAACAAGGAGCAGCGCGAGGAGAUGUCUGGCUAA
Messenger RNA from Orycteropus afer afer, 569 nucleotides. RefSeq names its product stathmin 3 (gene STMN3). Gene Ontology annotation, biological process: regulation of microtubule polymerization or depolymerization; neuron projection development; microtubule depolymerization. Lineage: Eukaryota; Metazoa; Chordata; Mammalia; Tubulidentata; Orycteropodidae. Gene Ontology annotation, molecular function: tubulin binding. The record is from RefSeq and is a predicted model, not a curated record. Gene Ontology annotation, cellular component: cytoplasm; neuron projection.